UACAGAACCUCCAUUAUCUACUAGUCGUCAAGGUCUACAGAGGAGCACUGUUCCUUCUGGCAACAUACUCCCAGCACGUUCUCUUCAACCUCCACCACCCUACACACCCAGACAUGUAGGCUUUCAACUCAGAACACUUAGAGCCCCUACUCUUCCUGAAUCUCACGUUGGCCCAAACAUGAUAUUGCCAAAUACAGAUCAUCAACAAGCAAAUUCAAAAAAUGUGCUAGAUCUGAGGUACCCUACAUUUCUCGAACCAAAGGGUGGUCGAAACACAAAUUCGGUGAAUAGAUCUAAUCAACGUUCAGAUUCAGUGCAUAUGGCAAGAGGUCGGAGAUAUCCAAAAUUUCUUAAAACAAAUGUUGCCCCGAACGCAGUAUCACCAAAUACAUCCAAUCACUUUUCAAAUUCAAUGAAUCGGCCAGAAGUUCAGAGGUAUUCUACAUUGCCUGAACCGAACGUUGGCUCAAAGACAACAUCGCUAAAUACACUUCAUCAUCAUCCAAAUUCAAUAAAUGUGCUGGGAUAUCAGAGGUAUUCUACAUUUCUUGGAUCAAAUAUGAAUACAAACAUAGAAACGCCAAAUAUGCUAAAUCAAUUUUCGAAUUCAAAGAAUAUAAUAAAAGGUCGAAGGCAUCCUACAUUUCUUGAACCAAAUAUUGGCUCAAACACAGCAUCGUCAAAUAAACUUAAUAAACGUUUAAAUUCAAUAAAUGAGCCAGGAGGUCAGAGGCAUCACACACUUCUUGAACCGAAUAUUGGUCCAAAUACAGCAUCGUCAAAUUCAGUUCAACGGUCAAAUUCAAUAAAUACACCAGGAGGUCAGAGGCGUCCUACAUUCCUUGAACCGAAGAUUGGCCCAAACACAGCAUCGACGAAUACACUCAAUCAACGUUUAAAUUUAACAAAUAAGGCAGGAGGUCCUAGGCAUCCUACAUUCCUUGAACCAAACGCAGCAUCGACAAAUACACUCUAUCAACGUUUAAAUCCAAUAAGUAUGCUGGAAAAUCAGGGGCCUUCUAGAAGUAUCGAACCAAACGUUGAUCCAAGCAUAGCAUCGUCAAAAGUAGUCGAACAUUGUUUAAAUUCAGGAGAUCAAACGCAUCCCACAUAUCUGAAACCAAACGUAGGACGACACACGACAAAGAAAAAUUCAUUUAAUCAACGUUCGAAUGCAUUACGUUUGUCAGGUGGUAUAUUUUGUGAAACGAACGUAGGACGAAACACGAGCCAGUUGAAUACAUUGAAUCAUCAACUGAAUGAAAUGAAUAUGAAAUAUCCGUCGAAUAUAAAACCGAACACUAAACCGAAUGAAACAAAUAAUCAGCAACUAAAUUCGAUGAAUAUGCCAAUAACUGGAAUUUAUUCUACAUUUUUCGAAACAAAUGCAAAAGCGACAUCCCAAAAUCCAUUAAAUCAGCGACCAAAUCUAAUAAAUAUGCCACCUAUACGGAGGUAUCCUGCAUUUUCUGAAUCGAACGUGAAAUUAAAUACGACGCAGCAAAAUACAUUCAAUCAGCAACUAAAUUCAAUGAAUAUUUCGAUGAGUCAGAAACCUUCUAGAAAUCAGCUGAAAGACCCACAUUUGUCAAAUUAUACACACUUUCACCCAUGGGAAAUUGAAAAUCCAGUAAGAAAUUCACCUUCUCCAACUGAAAAAGAAAGAAAGUCAAAACCAAAGAAACUUAAAAGCAUAAACAACAAUACUCAGUCUCAAUCCAAAGUAAUUGAAAAUAAAGGUCGCCCAAAGUCAGAAAGCCAAUCUCACGAAGUGGAAAUCGAAAGUCCAUUGAGAUAUCAGUCUUCCACACCUCGAGUAGAAAAAAUGUCAGAACAAACAAACUCUAAUGAAAACACUCAUAUUCAUGACCUUUUGAAGUUGAAAAAACAAAAUUUUCAGCAUGCGCCAAAAACUGAAACGGUGACAUCGAAUGCUGGUCAUAUAUUGGAUACCAACCAUUUGUUGACAAAUCAAACUGUUCAACCUUCCAAGAAUGUAUAUGACUCAGAAGUUAUUCAUGAGCAACGGGAACUAGAAGAAAAUCCACGUCCCACAGCUCGAAUGGAAACAAUGUCCAGGCCAACAACAAUAACAAAAAAAAUUCCUAAUGAAAAUACUGAGAUUAAGCACCCCUUAAAAAUUGAACAGCAAACUAUUCGAGAAGUUUCGGAAAGUAAAUCGGUGACAUCCAAUGCUACUGUAGAAACCCACCAUUCAGUGACAGAUCAAAACAGACAGUCGUCUACAAGUUUUCCCAAGAAUUCAUAUAAAUCGAAAAUAGAUCAACAGCGACCUAAAUCAGAUACAGUUUCAUUUCCUGCCUUUGGAAUUGAUAAAAUGUCAACAACAACAAUAUCAAAAAAAGCAAAAAAAAAUACUGAUACUCGUAGAAAAAGAAAAAAAUCGAAAAAAAGAAGUCGAGAUAAAAUAAAAACUGAAAAGAUGACAUCGAAUAAGUCACGGAUAUUGAAAACCAUUUAUAAGUUGGGGAAAAAAAAACAUCGGCAUUCUACAAAUUCUUCUAAGAAAUCAAAUGGUUCGAAAAGUAUUCAACAGCAACAUGAACCAGGUAGAAUUACACCCCCUACAUAUCGAAUAAAAAGUAUAUCCGGACCGACAAAAACAAUAAUUACAAGAAUUCCUAAUGAAAAUACUUAUAUGAGCAGACAUUCGAAAAAAACAAAUAAAAAUAUUCGGGGUGAGUCAAAAACAGAAACGGUGACAUCGAAUACUAGUCAAAUAUUGGAAACCAACCAUUCGUUAGCAGAUCAAAAUGUUCAACCUUCUGCAGGUUCUUCAAAAAAGUUAUAUGACUCUGAAAUGAAUCAACAGCCACGUAUACCAGACAAAAUUCCACUUUCUGCACCUCGAAUAAAAAAAAUUACAAGACCAACGAAAACGAAAAACUCUAAUGACAAAACUGAUAUUCAAGAAAUGUCGAAAACUGAUUUGGUGACAUCGAAUACUAGUGAAACAUUGAAAACGUACAGUCUGUCGACAAAUCAAAAUCUUCAAGUUUCUACAGGUUCUCCUAAGAAUUUACAUGAUUCUGAAAUAUAUCAACAGCAAGUUGAUCCAGUGGAAAUUUCACAUCCUACACCUCAAAUAGAAAAAAAGCCCAUACCUACAACAAUGAAAAUCUCAAUAAAAAAUAAUAAUUUUCAAGAACACAGGGAAAUAACAGAGCAUACUAUUCGGGAAGUGUCGGAAACCAAAUCAGUCACAUCAAAUACAAGUGAGAAUUUGAAAAUAUACAAUCUGCUAACAAAUCAACAUCAUCAGCCUUCCUCGGCCAAGAAUUCAUAUGAAUCGCAAAGAGAUCGACAGCAACAUAAUGUGGUUGUUGAAAAGUAUGAAGGAGAUAUGAACAAAGGAAAUGAAACUGAUGAAAUGAAAAAACUAUUUUUUUCAAAUCUUGCAAGGAUAUCUGAAAAUAGAAAUUUCAAACUUACAACUACUGAACCAAUAACACAUAUAACCGUGAGUAUCCAACCAGAGAAAACAGAAAAAGAGCUUUCACCUUCCACAAAUAGAGGAACAGACGGGGAGACGGGCGUGAAAACAAUAGGUUUCAACACAAUCGCUCUACUGGAGACGAAGCUGAGGUUCCAACUAGUACUGGCAAUUCCUGAAAAUCCGCCUAGAGAAGCAGACGUACCGUCAUUGGAAAGUGUCAUCGAUGUUCUGAAGAAUGAUUUACAUAACAAAGGAGAACUUACUCUGGAGGACGUUCUGAGAAUAUAUUACAGGGAUGAAAAGUUUUGUGAUGAACUAGUUGAUAUCACUACAAAACUUCUGUGGGAAGUCGAAUAAUUUUUUAAUUUGAUUAGUUCAUCUGUUCCAUGCAGGCUUGUCUUAUCAUUCACCGAAAGUUUGUUGGGAAAAUAGUUUUUAUUUGCUACUCCUCUACUCAACUACUAAAAAUCAAGACCAUUUCAAAAAUUUUAUCUGGUUGAGAGGUAGAAAUUGACCUCUAGCACAAACAAAACAAUAAAAAUGAAAACGAUUGAAAAAAUAGAAGGGUUGAUUCAACAUCAACAAAUAUCCUGCUUGAGAACAUAUCAGUUAACGUAAGAAAUGCGAUAACUGAUAUCGACAUUGUUUUUAUUCAAAUUCAUAUUAUAUUAUUAUUACAUAACUUAUAUUACUCAAGGUUAUAUUUUUCAGUAGAAAUGGUUCCUCAUAAACAUUGUUACAAUCUCUGAAAAACUCACGGAAGGCAUGCUGUUAUACUAUUAAUGAAUGGCAAACUUUUGAACAUGGAUAUCCAAAAUUUCUGCUAUAUUAUAGCCAAUCGUUAUGAUCCCAACCAAUUCAGCAGAAUGGUAUAGGUGGAGUCUGAAUAGUUCAAGCAACAAAUUUCAAUAUUGCCUCCAAUUUUGGGGCCACUCCCAUUUCAGCCAGAGCCAAAAAUUCAAUGUCGCAUAUCGUUUUACUUUAAUGGUCAAGGAGAACUACGUCAGACUUAUUGGUUUGUAUCUGCUUAGAUGGAUUAGGAUAUUGAAGAUAGUAUCCUGGCACACCAUGAUUAUCCUUCAGUCACUGACUCGGAAGGUAAAUAUCGGAUAACUAGAGAGACAAAAUCCGGCCAUGCUCGAAAGGAAUUUGUGGUAGCAAAAGUUUUGUCUACUACUGCGAUAAAUAUCAGCAGUGGUUUAUGCAUUGACUUCGAAAUAUUACCUACGUCUUCACAGUCAUCGUACAACCCACGGAAGAUGUCUGCCAUAGCGGAAUGUUUGGUACUACAAUUUCCUUUCGAUCACAGCCUACCAACCCGGAUUUUGUUCUUUCUAAUCGCGACUCUGUUGUGAACUGUGUGUAACGAAGUCAGUUGAAUUGGAAAAAAGUUGACCAUGCUGAAGCUUAUUCAAAUGAAGUUCCAAUCCCACUUUUCGUUUCAGAGAAACCAUAACAAAUUUUAAUUUUUUUAAAUGGACCGAAAAAAAUAAUCCACCGGUAUAAGUUGACAUUUUUGGCAAUCACCCCAGUGAUAUACGACACUAAUAAUUGUUUAUAUUUUGAAAUGUUUAAUCUGUAUAAUAGGCAACUUUUUCUAAUUCAAUCGAUUUUUUAUGUUUCAUUACGGUUCAGGUUUUUUCCAUGCUGGCCUUCUUUAUGUCAAACACAUUGUAAAGUAGUCUCUGCGGCUUCAAAAUAUAAGUUUCUGCUGAACUGACUACAACUGUAAAAUUAAGUAAGAAUUUCGCUUUAGGAAGGAAUGUUCCUACCAAUUUUUGUUUUUCCUGGUCACGAACCAUACAAAUAAAAAGAGCAGAACUCUUGGCGAGGCUAUGCAGACUUCAUAAGUACCAUUCUGUUUUCUGGACAAUCCACAUCCUUCCUGAUGUUGGGGAAAUAUUAUCGUGAAACUGGUAUUCUCUUCUCUGGUAAACUCUUUCAAACAUGUUUCCUCCGUUGCCAUCGUUUGAUAUAACAGUUAGGCUGAAAAUUUCGUGAGCUAACAUAG
Messenger RNA from Leptinotarsa decemlineata (Colorado potato beetle), 5468 nucleotides. RefSeq lists its product as uncharacterized. The record is from RefSeq and is a predicted model, not a curated record. Lineage: Eukaryota; Metazoa; Arthropoda; Insecta; Coleoptera; Chrysomelidae.